Messenger RNA from Rasamsonia emersonii CBS 393.64, 2520 nucleotides. RefSeq lists its product as uncharacterized. The transcript is spliced from 8 exons. Lineage: Eukaryota; Fungi; Ascomycota; Eurotiomycetes; Eurotiales; Trichocomaceae. The record is from RefSeq and is a predicted model, not a curated record. Gene Ontology annotation, molecular function: DNA binding; DNA-binding transcription factor activity, RNA polymerase II-specific; zinc ion binding. Bases 1 to 2520 code for a protein of 839 amino acids. Gene Ontology annotation, biological process: regulation of DNA-templated transcription; DNA-templated transcription. Gene Ontology annotation, cellular component: nucleus.
AUGGACAGACGGCGAGAGCGUCGCGCAUCCUCCGUCGCGACGGGCGACGAGAUCCCCGCGUGCCAGUCCUGUCGCCGUCGGAAAUUGAAAUGCUCCCGCGAAACGCCCUCGUGCUCGCAGUGCUCGAGACUGUCGUGCCCCUGUGUCUAUGACCGGAAGAAGCAGAAGCCCGGGCUGAAAAGCGGUGCGGUGGAGAGCUUGAAUAGGCGUUUAGAGGUUUUGGAAAGAAUACUGCUCCAUGGCGAUGGUCAAAGGCGGUCGCCAACGGCAGCAGCGGCAGCAGCUGGAGUCGACGCCCGGGGAUGCGUUUAUCAUGCUGCGCUGCUCAUUGCAAACUCCGUCAGUGGCAUCAGUCACAGGGACAGCAACGACAGUUCGCUGUCAGCUGCGCCGUUGAAUUGUCAAAGAGAAAUACCCCUGAACUGCGGAAAUGGAUUACCCACAGAACUCCUGCCAAAGAAGCGCAGAAUAGAUGACCCGACGACUGCACUUGCAGAUACACCAUCACUACCCUCACUGCACAUCCUGGAGGCCAUUUUCCAGACGUACUUCUCCAAGAUCCAUCCCUGGCUGCCGUGUGUGCAUCAGCCCACAUUCGAAGCUCGACUGAAGAACGAGAGAGAAGCUGAGAAGAUGAAAGUCCUCGUUCAUGCCAUGAUCUGUGCUACGAUGCGCCAUGUCCCGCUCGACAAGCUGGGCCUCACAGACGAAGAGAGAGACCAUCAGAUCCGCCUCUCUCGAGACACUGUCAUGAGGGAUGCGAUGGCCAGUCUGUCGGUGGAAAAUCUGCAGGCGCUGAUCAUUGUUGCUUCGGAUCAUAUGGGCGGAGGCAACUUGACCAGCGCGUGGCCGAUUAUCGGAUCCCUGACGAGAACGGUCGAGUAUCUGCAGCUCACCAUCGAGACGGACGAGAAACCGCAGCAGGCGUUCUUGCGGCCGCUGUCCUUGCUCGAAGACCCACGCAGCUGGGCGGAAGCAGAGGAGCGGAGGAGAGUGUUUUGGAAUGUCUUUCUGCUUGAUCGACUCUGUUCCAUUACAACAGGAUGGAGCACCAGCCUGACAUCCGACGACGUCCGGCGUCGCCUGCCCUGCGACGGAAAAAUCUGGGCCAGAGGCGAGCGAGCGAUAACGCCGUACUUUGGCAUCUGGGACAAAUCAGCAGCCAAGAUUGGCAACCCCAUCGCUUGUAUCCAGCGCUCUCCGCCGGCUUCCUCGGAUGCCGUGCCGAGUAAGAGCAGUGCUACUUCUCCUGCGUCCGACUCCCCGAAUGUAGGAGCCUUUGCAUACCGGAUUGAGGCGACCGAGUCGCUGAGCCAGGUCACGUCGUUCUUCCUCCAGCAGCCUGUCAACUUUCGGAACCGGCAGGAGGUGGGAAGCUGGCUUACGCGGUUCAAAGAGCUUGAUCUGCGGCUGGUGCACUGGAAACUCUUCCUCCCGCCCAAGUGGAAAGACUCAAACGUCUCGCCCGACGAGACAGUCGUCAAGAUGGACCCGAACCUGACACUCGCACACAUCACGCAUAAUACGUCUAUGAUCCUGCUCCACCAACACAUCGCGUAUCCGCCGCCCGAGCUGAGCGAGAUCGUCAAGCUGCCCAGCUCCUGCAGCGCCGAGACCUGCCAGCUCGCCGCCAUCGAGACGUCGUCCAUCUCGCAGAAGUAUCUCAAGUACACUGAUUCGUCGGAGAUUGUGACGGCGCAGUUUGCUUUCUGCGCGUUUGUCGCCGCGAGGGUGCUGCUUGUCCACUGGAGAUUCUACGGCACAGCCUUGGCUCAGGAGUUUUUCAAGCUUGUGGAGAGUCUGCAGGACAUGUCUCGUCGAUGGAAGGGUCAUCUACCGGAGCAGACCGAUCGUGCAGAUCUUGCCGCGAGAUAUGCCUCGCUGCUUCAGGCUCUGCACACGAAAUGCCUCAAUGAACCUGACUUGCGGCCGGAGCUGCUAUUCCAGUACGAUAUCACUUCUGAUCUCGAUGCCAAGGCUUGCAGGGAUCGUUCUUUUUCUGUCCGGGGAGUAGUGGAGUCAUCCUCGAGACACACAGGCCACGACGAAGGUCAUUCACCAGCAGUCGAGGGGUAUCCGGCCCAGAGAGUCGAUGGCAGUCCUGCCUCUUCGAGGGGUUUCGGACAGACAUUUCCGGCGCAGAAUGCCGCCAGUCCUUACAAUUCUCAUCCUGAAGGACCCUUCUACAACCACAUCUCUCCCAGCAACGCGAAUGCGUCAAUCGGCCAUCCAACACCUCGACCUGCCCCGGCGGGAAUUCCUUCUCAUCUGUCCUCUCCAGCGAGCAACAACCAGAACAUACCCGCCCACGUCCCGCUGCGUGAGCAUCAGACGGGCAUAGAAAACAACAACGAGCGACAAAACGUCGACCGUGGCGACGCGACAGAAGACGAACUGACCAUGAUGUCCAACGCGCUGCUGGGGCAGCAGUUUUCGGAACUGGACCGCGUGAUCACGCUCGACGGGACGGAUUUUGCGUUCGAUAUGAGCAUGAGUUAUGGGUAUGGUUGGCCUUCCUAG